AUGACCGCUGGUAUCCACCACUUCGACCCGGGCUCAUUCGAGACGCCCGCCGGCGAAUGCUUCUCGGACACACCACCAAAUCUCGGUCAAGCAAAAUUCAUCAAGACGAUCUACGCGGACGUCGCUGCGCAUGAUGGCGGAGUUUGGGUGACACCAGGGACAAGUUUUGCAGCUCGCUGCCGAGCGCCUCUUUAUGACCUCGAAGGCCGCAAGUUCUUCCACGGCAUGUUGUCUGUCAUUCUCAAACGGAUUUCUGUCGCUCUGGACACACUCUCAGCCACACUGCGAAACGACCAUGCGUGGCAGACUCCGCUCACGAGUGAGUACAUCAGGGAAGUGCACGCCAAGAUUUUGGAAGUACGAUCGGCCGUGAGGAGUCUUCACAGAUUUCUCUCGGUUUUCGGGGGUGGACCAUCUGAUUCGCACCGAAUAGGUGUCUUGUCAAGACAUUUGCUGUGGUUGUCUAGGCAAGCCGGAGUCGAAAGUCCUACCGAUGCUCCUUUCAAGAAGGGAGCCACUGGAUGCGACACUGCUGACCAUGCCAAAAGAGGACCUGAAUGCGGCACGAAAGUCUACACCGAUCGCGAAGCUGACGCCAUGGAGGAGCUACAACAUCUCACUGCAUCGCUGGAAGGGGAUCUGGUAUGGAUGCAGAAUUGGCGAAGAUGGGCAGUGGCUGGGUACAAGUAUCUCGAGCUCUUGUGCCUCCACGAGGAAUCAAUCGAGGCCGCUUGUCCCGCGAACAGGACUCCUCGCUCCAAGGGGAGGUCGGAGCAGAUUCGCAACGCCGAUCUGAAAGUGAUGAACGUUGACUUGGGCAACAUGUCAUUGCAACGCCUCGACGCUCGAGCUUGUCUGGAUGCAGUCAUCCAAACACACGGGGCCUGUGGUAUAGGCCUCGAGCGAGAGGUGCUCGUGGAUCACCUCACCAAAGAUCUGCAAGCCUCCAUCCGAGAGAAACAUAGAAAGGACUCUGCCUCGAAUGGUCCUGGCUCUGCCAAUGAGAUGGAAGACCCGGCGAGCGCAUUGCAAGGUGCGACCGAAGCGAACACAAAGACUCUCGCUGACUCCAUCCACAAAGUCCAGGAUGCUUGGCUCGACAAGACAGACUUCAACGGCACAGUGCAUUCUCCGGCUCUCAUCCUGUCAAUGAUGCUACUUGCAAAGUCACCGCAGAAAUUAACAGCAACGACCACAAACGACUGGCUCAAAAGCCACGGCAUCUUCGGACUCACACCCACCAUCCUCCGCCUGACCGACAAGCCCCGACACAUCAUCGACGAAGCUCAACGCUGCUGCCCUUCAUGUGCCAAUCUCGUACGUUGCAUGUUCCGCAAAGGAUUCUUCACCUGUAAGAUCCGAACGAAAGUCUUGUAUCACGACUACCAGCACAGAUGGAAAGCGACGGCACUGCCGCCAUUUAUACCAAAAGAGUACGUAAACCUUUGCAUCGAGGCGGCCACGGAGCAGGCUUUGGGAAAGUUGCGAGGGGUGCAACAUAUUAGCAAUGUCUUGGCAAAUAUGGAGAGAGAGCGACUGGCAGAUGAAAAUAUGCAAGACCGCUACGCCCUCCUCAAGAGUGACUAUAGCCCUGAUAGUCCUCCUGGCGCAGCAGAGGACGAUUGGGCGCUGAGCGAUGAUGCGGAUGCGGAUGCGGACGUGGACCGGGACUUGGAGAUCGAACUGAUGGCAAGCGAGAUGUUUGGGGGACCAUCAUGA
Messenger RNA from Zymoseptoria tritici IPO323, 1719 nucleotides. RefSeq lists its product as uncharacterized. Lineage: Eukaryota; Fungi; Ascomycota; Dothideomycetes; Mycosphaerellales; Mycosphaerellaceae. The coding region runs from base 1 to 1719 and encodes 572 amino acids. The record is from RefSeq and is a predicted model, not a curated record. The transcript has a single exon.